UUCAACAGAAGCGUAACAAACAGUAUUUGCUAUAAACAAAACUUGCCUGUUUCGGUGAAAAGUUUUAGAAUCGAAUUAAUUUUUGGAAAAUUUUCAAAACUAGAGACAAGAAAAUGGCUACAAUUCCAGCAAUAUUGGGUUUAAUUAACGACAUGGACCGUCUCACCACGGCCAUUUCUCCAUACUAUCAUCAAACCUACCAUUGGCCCAUGAGCCGGCAAUUAGCCUUGGGUAAACCAGAAAGGGCAAUUUCGCCUCUGGUGGGCAAAGAUGGUUUCCAGGUGUCGAUGGAUGUCGCCCAUUUCAAACCCAGUGAAUUGAAUGUACGUGUUGUAGACAAUAGCAUCGUUGUGGAGGGCAAACAUGAAGAACGUGAGGAUGACCAUGGUUACAUAUCUCGUCAUUUUCUUCGUCGCUACUCGCUGCCCAAAGGAUAUGAUCCCAAUAAAGUGAUGUCAUCACUUUCAUCAGAUGGUGUACUGACUGUUAUGGCGCCAAAGCCGCAAUUGGAAGACAAGUCCAAUGAACGUCAUGUACAAAUACAACAAACUGGUCCUGCACACUUGAACGUUAAGGAGAAUGGCAAGGAAGAGAAGAAGAAUUGAACAUUUGCCACUUCAAUUAAAUCUUCAACAACGCAUUCCUUAAAACAUACACGCAUACACCUUUCCUCGAGCGGGUCUAGAGUUUAGUUGCUACAUUCGGAGUAUUACUUAAUUAGUUUUUUCUAUUCUUAAUAUAGUUUGUACUGAAGGAAAUAAAUAAAUAAAUACCACUCUUUUGUUACAAAAAA
Molecule: messenger RNA, 793 nt
Organism: Bactrocera tryoni
Lineage: Eukaryota; Metazoa; Arthropoda; Insecta; Diptera; Tephritidae
Product: heat shock protein 23-like
Exons: 1
Coding region: 114-605 (163 amino acids)
Biological process (GO): protein refolding; response to heat
Molecular function (GO): protein folding chaperone
Source: RefSeq, a predicted model, not a curated record